Molecule: messenger RNA, 3179 nt
Organism: Nipponia nippon (crested ibis)
Lineage: Eukaryota; Metazoa; Chordata; Aves; Pelecaniformes; Threskiornithidae
Source: RefSeq, a predicted model, not a curated record
AUGUUGCAGAAUAUUCAGUCUCUCUUUGUAAGGAAAGACUUGCAUCUUUCCUUCACUGCUUUCAUGUUUCUAGAUGCACAUUCUGCAAUAGAAGGGGAGGGCGAGGGUGGCGAAACGCAGCCGGACCCGGGGCCGCCCUGCCCUGCCCUGCCGGGAGCCGGCCGCCCGCUGGAAGCGCCGCUCUCCUCAGGGCUCGGAGAGGCGUCUGCCUGCGGCGGGGAGAGCCGCGACGGGGCUUGGGCUGUUAACAAGCAUAAGCCAUGGAUUGAAACAACCUAUCAUGGUAUAGUUACAGAAAAUGACAACACGGUGCUCUUGGACCCCCCGUUAAUAGCCCUGGACAAAGAUGCGCCUCUGCGUUUUGCAGAGAGUUUUGAGGUGACAGUCACCAAAGAAGGUGAGAUUUGUGGAUUUAAAAUUCACGGGCAAAAUGUUCCCUUUGAAGCAGUGGUAGUGGAUAAAUCCACUGGUGAGGGGAUAAUACGCUCUAAAGAAAAGCUUGACUGUGAACUACAGAAGGACUACACAUUCACCAUACAGGCCUAUGACUGUGGGAAGGGGCCAGAUGGAGCAAAUGCAAAAAAAUCCCACAAAGCAACAGUACAUAUUCAGGUGAACGAUGUUAAUGAGUAUGCUCCUGUCUUCAAAGAGAAGUCAUACAAGGCAACGGCUAUUGAAGGGAAGAGGUACGACAAUAUCCUGAAAGUGGAAGCCGUGGAUGCAGACUGUUCACCUCAAUUCAGCCAGAUUUGCAAUUAUGAAAUUGUAACUCCGGAUGUACCUUUUGCUAUUGACAAAGAUGGUUAUAUAAAAAACACAGAAAAGUUAAACUAUGGUAAAGAACAUCAGUAUAAACUGACAGUAACAGCGUAUGACUGUGGGAAGAAGAGAGCUGCUGAGGAUGUGUUGGUUAAAAUUAGCAUUAAGCCUACAUGCAAGCCUGGCUGGCAAGGCUGGAGCAAAAGAAUAGAAUAUGAGCCUGGUACUGGUUCGUUAGCUCUCUUCCCCAGUAUGCGUUUGGAGACAUGCGAUGAGCCAAUAACCUCAAUUCAAGCAACGGUUGAACUAGAAACCAACCAUAUUGGUAAAGGCUGUGAUAGAGACACCUACUCUGAGAAAUCCAUUCACAGACUCUGUGGUGCUUCUUCUGGUACAGCUGAACUUCUUCCCCCUCCAAGUAGUGCUGCUAACUGGACAACAGGACUUCCUACCGAUAAUGGUCAUGACAGUGACCAAGUCUUUGAAUUUAAUGGCACGCAAGCUGUGAAGAUUCCAGAUGGCGUUGUCACAGUCAAUCUAAAAGAGCCCUUCAUGAUUUCAGUAUGGAUGAGGCAUGGGCCUGGAACCAAAGAGAAAGAGACAAUUCUGUGCAAUUCAGACAAGACAGAUAUGAACCGGCACCACUACACACUCUAUGUACACAACUGCCGACUUGUUUUCCUCUUCCGCCAAGAUCCUUCAGAGGGGAAAACCUACAAACCUGCUGAAUUUCACUGGAAACUCAAUCAGGUGUGUGACAAAGAGUGGCAUCAUUAUGUCCUCAAUGUUGAAUUUCCUGCGGUAACUCUUUAUGUGGACGGUGUUUCAUAUGAUCCUUUCCCAGUGACGGAAGAUUACCCACUUCAUCCUUCAAAGAUAGAAACACAGCUAGUAGUUGGAGCAUGUUGGCAAGAAUAUACAGGAAAUGAAAAUGACAAUGAAACUGUGCCUGAGACCUCUGCAGGUGGUGAACUCCACAUGGCUCAGUUUUUCCGAGGCAAUCUGGCAGGUUUGAUGAUUCGUUCUGGGAAACUGGAAAACAAGAAGGUGAUAGAUUGCCUAUAUACUUGCAAAGAGGGACUGGAUUUGCAAGUGGCUGAUGGUGUUGGCAAAGGCGUGAAGAUCCACAUGAACCCAAGUCAGUCAACCCUGACCUUAGAAGGGGACGAUAUUGACCGAGUUGAUAAGGCCAUGCAACACAUUUCCUAUCUGAAUUCCCGCCAGUUCCCAACACCUGGGAUUCGGAGGCUUAAAAUCACCAGUGUUGUCAAAUGUUUCAAUGAAGAGGCCUGUGUCUCCAUUCCUUCUGUGGAGGGAUAUGUAAUGGUCUUGCAACCAGAGGAACCAAAAAUCAGCCUUAGUGGCAUCAACCAUUUUGCCCGCUCUGCUUCAGAGUUUGAGAGCUCCGAGGGUGUUUCCCUCUUUCCUGAGCUUCGCAUAAUAAGCACCAUUACCCGGGAGGUGGAGCCAGAGGGAGAUGGAGAUGAAGAUCCGACAGUACAAGAGUCUUUGGUAUCUGAAGAGAUCAUGCACAACCUGGAUACGUGUGAGGUGACAGUGCUAGGAGAGGAACUAAACCAGGAACAAGAAAGCCUGGAGAUCGACAUGACACGAUUACAGCAGAAAGGCAUUGAGAUGAGUAGUUCCAACCUGGGCAUGAUAAUCACAGGGGUUGAUACGAUGGCUAGUUACGAAGAAGUUUUGCAUUUGAUACGUUACAGAAACUGGCACACCGUUUCUCUCUUUGACAGAAAGUUCAAAUUAGUCUGUUCUGAGCUUAACGGGCGCUAUGUCAGCAAUGAGUUUAAAGUGGAGGUGAAUGUUAUCCACACAGCUAACCCAGUCGAACAUGCUAAUCACAUAGCCGCACAACCACAGUUUGUUCAUCCAGUGCAUCAUACAUUUGUUGAUCUCUCUGGUCACAACUUAGCUAACCCUCACCCAUUUUCAGUUGUUCCCAGUACAGCCACUGUCGUGAUCGUAGUUUGUGUCAGUUUCCUGGUUUUUAUGAUUAUCCUGGGAGUGUUCCGAAUCCGAGCUGCACAUCAGAGAACGAUGCGUGACCAGGACACUGGGAAGGAAAAUGAGAUGGACUGGGAUGACUCUGCUUUGACCAUCACUGUGAACCCCAUGGAGACUUAUGAGGAUCAACACAGCAGUGAAGAGGAAGAGGAGGAGGAGGAAGAAGAAAGCGAAGACGGGGAAGAAGAUGACAUCACUAGCGCGGAGUCUGAAAGCAGUGAGGAGGAGGAGGGGGAGCAGGAGGAGGACCAACAGAAUGUCAACAGACAGCAGCAGCUGGAAUGGGAUGACUCUACCCUCAGCUAUUGAUUCUAGCUGUCCCCUUUGUCUCUCUGUUUCCGCCCUAGAGGACUCCACUGUAGCACACUCCGUUGUUACCGAGGAUUCAUGGUGGUUAA